Molecule: messenger RNA, 3304 nt
Organism: Elgaria multicarinata webbii
Lineage: Eukaryota; Metazoa; Chordata; Lepidosauria; Squamata; Anguidae
Gene: INPP5B
Product: inositol polyphosphate-5-phosphatase B
Exons: 22
Coding region: 249-2846 (865 amino acids)
Biological process (GO): phosphatidylinositol dephosphorylation; signal transduction
Cellular component (GO): membrane; cytosol
Molecular function (GO): inositol-1,4,5-trisphosphate 5-phosphatase activity; phosphatidylinositol-4,5-bisphosphate 5-phosphatase activity
Source: RefSeq, a predicted model, not a curated record
GCGCUUCUCCUCUCCCGCUCGGCCCGGCCAGACCGCGCAGGCACCCCUCGGUUCUCGCGCCGACUGCGGGCCCGCCGCCCGCCGCCUUCUCGUCCCGCUGCGCUCGCCGCCGCUGCCGUCCUGGUCAUGAGGCGAUCCUCGCCCCGCCUGGGUGACAGCGGCCCCUGGGGAGCCCCGCUCGGCAGCCCCGGCGCAGCCUCCUGAGGCCGCCCCGGGCCCUGCGGAGAGGCUCCCGCGUCCCCAGCGCGAUGGACCAGUCCGUCGCCAUCCAGGAGACGCUGGCUGCGGGAGAGACGUGCCUCGCGGCUGUGCAGGGCAUCCUGGCCGCUGGCGGGGAGAGCCGGCUCCUGGGCCUGGUGGAGGGCCACGGGAAGGCCACGAUCUGCCUCUACACCCACCGGCGUAUGGCCAUCACUGCAGAAGACGUGUGCCUGGAGAGGGUCCUUCUCCUGGACGAAGGCUUUGCUGUGGAAGAAGUUGUCCUGGAGAGUGACAGGCCUAUUCUGGGCUCUGAUGUAACUGUCCGGAUUACCUCAAACAAUUCCCACUUCAUGGUGCAGAUGCCUUUCGGCUCGCAGACACAAAUGUUCCUGAAAGAGGUCAGAAAGCGCUGCCGCCCAGGAGCUGCCGGGAGCAAAGGCCUCAAGCAGAAAGGGAAGACGGCACCGGUCAUGAGCCAGCUGCACAACGCAGGUGUUGCCAGCACAGCUGCUUCCUGCAGGCCAAAUAAGCCCAGAAAUGAGGUAACCAGUGAGAUGGUCCGUUCCUCGAGUGUGCUGGUGUCGGAUGAGACGCGGAGCUUGUCCAUGCAGAUGUUUGGGCUGAGAGACACCAUCAUCAGGUCCCGGCUUCUGCAGAAGGAGGAUCUGUACACACAGCUGCAGAGCUUCAGGUUUUUUGUUGGGACAUACAAUGUGAACGGCCGGUCGCCCAAAGAGCGCCUCCAGCCCUGGCUCAGCCAAGAUGCAGAGCCUCCGGAUGUGUACUGUGUGGGCUUUCAGGAGCUUGACCUGAGCAAAGAGGCCUUUUUUUUCAAUGACACACCCAAGGAAGAGGAAUGGUUUAAGGCUGUGACGGAAAGCCUUCAUCCGGGAGCCAAGUACGCCAAGAUAAAGCUUGUCCGGCUCGUUGGGAUUUUGCUCCUGCUCUAUGUGAGGACAGAGCUGGCUGUGAAUGUUGCUGAGGUGGAGGCUGAGACGGUUGGCACGGGCAUCAUGAGCAGGAUGGGCAACAAGGGUGGUGUGGCGAUCCGCUUCAAGUUCCACAACACCUCUGUGUGUGUGGUGAACGCCCACCUGGCCGCCCACACGGAAGACUAUGAGCGGCGGAACCAGGACUUCCGUGACAUCUGUGCCCGGAUGCAGUUCUGCCAGCUGGAGCCCAGCCUCCCGCCCCUCACCAUUAGCAAGCAUGAUGUUGUCUUGUGGUUGGGGGACUUGAACUACCGUCUGGAGGAGCAGGACAUGGAGCAGGUGAAGAAGCUGGUUGAGGCCCGGGACUUCCAGGCUCUUUAUCACCAUGACCAGCUGAAGAGUCAGAUGGAGGCAAAGAUGGUAUUUGAAGGCUUUAUGGAGGGAGAGAUUUCCUUCCAACCAACUUACAAAUUCAACACAGGCUCCGAUGACUGGGAUACCAGUGAGAAAUGCCGUACCCCAGCCUGGUGUGACCGGAUCCUCUUCAAAGGGAAGAACAUCUCCCAGCUGAGCUACAGAAGCCACAUGUCCCUGAGGAACAGCGAUCACAAGCCCGUCAGUGCUGUGUUUGAAAUUGGGGUGAAGGUGGUAGUGGAGGAGCUCUAUCGCAAAACCUUUGAGGAAAUUGUGCGCUCCUUGGACAAGAUGGAGAAUGCCAGCAUCCCAUCGGUCACUCUCUCCAAGAGGGAGUUCUUGUUCAAGGAUGUGAAGUACAUGCAGCUUCAGGUGGAGUCUUUCACCAUCCAUAAUGGGUCAGUCCCCUGCCAGUUUGAGUUCAUCAACAAGCCAGAUGAUGACACCUAUUGCAAGCCUUGGCUGAUAGCAAACCCCAGCAAGGGCUUCCUGUUGCCAGAUGCCGAGGUGACAGUUGAGCUGGAACUGUUUGUGAAUAAGUCAACAGCAACAAACCUGAACUCUGGAGAGGACACGCUGGAGGACAUCUUGGUGCUGCAUCUCAAUCGGGGCAAGGACUAUUUUUUGUCUGUAUCAGGGAAUUACCUGCCCAGCUGCUUUGGGUCCCCCAUACUGGCACUUAGUUACAUGAGGGAGCCCAUCCAAGAGAUGUUGCCAGAGGCCAUCAGAGAUUUGACUCUGAUGCCAUUGUGGCCAGGAGAUGAUGCCUUCUGGGAUGAGAAGCCGUUGGACAUCCCCAAGGAAUUGUGGAUGAUGGUGGACCACCUCUAUCGCAAUGCAAGCCAGCAGGAAGACCUGUUUCAGCAGCCAGGCCUGAGGGCUGAGUUUGAACAGAUCCGGGAUUGUCUGGACACGGGGAUGCUGGACACACUGGUUGGCAGCAAUCAUUCUGUGGCUGAAGCACUACUCCUGUUCUUGGAGAGCCUUCCUGAGCCGGUCAUCUGCUAUAAGCUUUAUGACAGCAGCUUGGAGUGUGCUGACAGCUACGUACUCAGCAGUCAGGUGGUCUCCAUGCUGCCCAAGUGUCAUAAAAAUGUCUUCAAGUACCUGAUGGCAUUUCUGCGGGAACUGCUGCAACAUUCUGGGGAAAACCACUUGGAUGUGAAUAUUCUUGCUAGCAUAUUUGGGGGCAUAUUGCUGCAUGCCCCUCCUGGCCACCCCAAGCCAGGCAUUGCCGAGAAGCAGAAGGCUCAGCAGUUCAUCCAGCAGUUCCUCUUGCAGGAAGGGAGCACACUGUGAAGACUGGGUGUUUAUUAUUUUAUAGGCAGGAUGUCUGUAAAGAUAAUUUUGUAUAUUCAGAGUAUUAUACAUUUAACAGUAUUUGAAAGCAUUUUUAUGUAAAGCCAAGCACAGAUGUUUAGAUCUGGAGCACAGGAUAGAUAUGAAGAACCAGCUGCCACAGUACUAGCAGUAUUAUGUAAGCCCAUUCAAUUUUCUGGUGAGUUUUUAUAUUAGACUAGUGGCUGAUCUGCUGGCUGCUAUCCCUUAAUUUUGGUGUGUUAUAUGUUUUUAUAAAGCACACAUAAUUUUCUGUUGUUGCCUUUACAUGCUGAACACUUAAAUCAGCUACUUUUAUCUUGUAAAGCUUUAAUGUAAUUAAACUUUUUGUGAACCGCCCAGAGAGCUUCGGCUAUUGGGCGGUAUAAAAAUGUAAUAAAUAAAUAAAAUAAAUAAAUAAAUAAACUUUUUAAAAAUCA